Otolemur garnettii (small-eared galago) is the source of this 957-nucleotide messenger RNA. RefSeq names its product glycerophosphodiester phosphodiesterase domain containing 3 (gene GDPD3). The record is from RefSeq and is a predicted model, not a curated record. Gene Ontology annotation, biological process: glycerophospholipid catabolic process. NCBI's taxonomy places the organism in Eukaryota, Metazoa, Chordata, Mammalia, Primates, Galagidae. The transcript has 10 exons. Gene Ontology annotation, molecular function: phosphatidylcholine lysophospholipase A1 activity; phosphoric diester hydrolase activity. Gene Ontology annotation, cellular component: endoplasmic reticulum membrane. The coding region runs from base 1 to 957 and encodes 318 amino acids.
AUGAGCCCCCUGCUGUACUACGCCCUGCCUGCCCUGGGUGGCUAUGUCAUGCUGUCCAUCUUCUUCCUGCGCCGGCCUCGCCUACUGCAUAAGCCCUGGGUUCCAACCUAUCGUGUCUGCCUGGGGGCCCACCGAGGAGGAUCUGGAGAGCGACUGGAGAGUACCAUGGAAGCCAUGGAAAAUGCCAUAGCCCAGCGAGCUGACCUCCUAGAGCUUGACUGCCACCUGACAAAGGACGGCGUUGUGGUGGUAUCACAUGAUGAGAACCUGUCCCGCCAGUCAGGCCUGAAUAGGGAUAUAAGCAGCCUGGACUUUGAGGACCUGCCCCUGUAUAAGGAAGAGCUGGAGAUUUAUUUCUCACCAGGCCACUUUGCUCAGGGGUCAGACCGGGACAUGGUGAGUCUGGAGGAUACUUUCCAGAAGUUCCCAAGGAUGCCUAUGAGCUUGGAGAUCAAAGAGGAAAAUGAAGAACUCAUUCAUAAGACAGCUAGCCUGGUGAGGCGCUUUGACCGCAAUGAAAUCACCAUUUGGGCCUCAGAGAAGAGCUCAAUCAUGAAGAAAUGCAAGACCGCUAACCCUGAGAUGCCAAUGUCCUUUACGAUAACCAGAGGACUCUGGGUGCUGCUACUCUAUUACCUGGGGCUGCUGCCUUUCAUCCCCCUCCCGGAGAAGUUCUUCUUCUGCUUCCUGCCCACCAUCAUCAACAGGACCUAUUUCCCAUUUUCCUGCUCUGGGCUGAACCAGCUGGCAGCAGUGAUUUCAAAAUGGAUCAUCAUGAGGAAGAGUCUAAUCCGCCACUUGGAGGAGCGUGGGGUGCAGGUGAUCUUUUGGUGCCUUAAUGAAGAGUCAGAUUUUGAAGUGGCCUUCAGCCUGGGAGCCACUGGCGUCAUGACUGAUUAUCCCACAGCCCUGCGGCACUACCUGGACAACCGUAGACUAGCUGCCCGGGCCUCAUAA